Molecule: messenger RNA, 204 nt
Organism: Dibothriocephalus latus
Lineage: Eukaryota; Metazoa; Platyhelminthes; Cestoda; Diphyllobothriidea; Diphyllobothriidae
Source: the annotation of a GenBank genome assembly
AUGGCCGAUGUUGAUGCCCUGAUGAAGGCUAUCGACAAGGACAACUCAGGCAAGAUCGAUGCCAAAGAAUUGAAAGCAGCGCUUUCCGACUUGAAGCUUGAUGAUGACGUUUUCCAGGCCUUCAUUGACAAGCAUGACAAAGAUGGGGAUGGAGAAUUAGACCGGGAGGAAUUAUUCGAGUUCUUCAAGAGUGUUGUUGGUUAG